Molecule: messenger RNA, 1857 nt
Organism: Metarhizium brunneum ARSEF 3297
Lineage: Eukaryota; Fungi; Ascomycota; Sordariomycetes; Hypocreales; Clavicipitaceae
Source: RefSeq, a predicted model, not a curated record
AUGCAAACCAAUAGGUUGGACACCCUCGAUAUGUGUUAUGGAAAUAAGCAAGACCCCGCUAGCCUAUGGUCCAAGGAAGAAUACACGGGCAAAAACGAGUUGCGUCAUGCUAACCCGGGCAGGGUAGGACAAGAUGUGCUAGAUGGGCAGGUGCCGGAGGAGAUGGCCAUGACCAUCCGCACUGAGGCAAAAACGGCACUGAAAAGCAGUCAAGACUCGGGAGGUUUUUACAGAGGCAAGCCAGAGAUUAUUUGGCCCGAGGUAUGGAACGAAGGGCCUCAAAAGGCGGAUAAGAUAGUUCUCGAGUCGCCAGACCUACGACAAUGGAAUCUAUCCAUAACGCACGUUUACGCUUCUUGCCCAGGAACAGAGCCGGGCUCCGCAAGGAUCCGAUGCGUGUGGGACAAUAAGGAUAAAGACUUCUAUGCAUGGUCCGCGAUCACCUUGGCUCUUGGUGCCACGUCAAGCUCAACGAUUGUCCUGCCGCUCACCCUAACGUCUUAUGUGAAAGACACGGGCUCUGUAAGUCUGAGACAAUCAGACAGCAAAACCGUUACCCAUAAAUGGAGUGGUCGUGUCCCUCCAGUCUAUAAACAGACGGACACAUCGCUUUUUCCACAACCGCGGGCCAUGACGGUGCAUGCCGCUCCAGAGGCGGAACAGGAGCGCGCACGACUGAGACAACGCAUGAAAUGGGCCGACUUCCAACCCACGGGUUUUUAUCUAAAUCCGGAAACGCCUCUUAUAAUCACGGCUUCCGGGAUCGAUACAAACCCGUUGAAACCAGUCAUCUUGGUUGGUACACCAGCAUUAGUGCACCCCGACCACCGAAACGAGCUGAUGCCUGCCCAACUGGAAGCGUCCAAACCGUUGAAGAACGGUGUCAAUACCAUUUCUAGUCCCUCGGGCGGCAUCAUCUAUAUUCGCUAUGUUGAGCGAGCCGGCCAGGGCCGACGUCCCAUCACUGUUUCGCUCGGCAACACGGCCCAACCGUUCCCUCUAUUCCGCCCAGGUGAAACAACCAACAACCAGUGGAAAGCCAUGCUUCAUGCCACCAAGGUACCAUUCGCUGAACAGAGCGGUAACCAUGUUAUUAUCACCGGGCUGGCGGCUGAUGCGAAAAUCUACGCAGACAAGGGGCAACAACAAGAGGCAUUAUUGUACAUGUACAGAGACAUUAUUGGCGCUCAAGACAAGAUUAGUAGCCUGAAUACUGCAGAACAGAGCCCGCGGGACAAACCUAGUUUGCUGCGACCGAUGGUGGUGCAAACUAAGGAUGGAGUGAAUCCAAAUUCAGCGCACUAUCGCGCCGCCAUUCCUUCCAAAUUGCAUCAAUGGGUCUGGUGGCACCCGUCGGUCCGCUGGUCGUGGAUGAUUUGGCAUGAACUAGGACACCAUCGCCAGCAUACUGAUACAUGGAGCUGGAGAGCCGUAGGCCAGAGUACGGCCAACAUAUACAGUCUUGCUGUUGGGCGGUCGCUGAAAUCCUCCGGUCGCUCCUUGACAGAAUGGUACAAAGCCAAGCAAUAUUUGGCGCUGGCUCCCGACAAGAAGGUAUUCGACAACGCGGACGUAUUUACGCAGCUUAUUAUGUUCGAACAAGUCGGUGUCGCGUUUGGCGGAGACGGCUUCUAUCAUGAAAUGCACAAGCGCUCCCGCGCCGGACCAACCCAAGCCACCAAUGCUGAUGCUAAGCAUUACUUUAUGACUCUGGCUGCGCAAAUUGCCAAGACGAAUCUUUCUGUCUAUUUCACAAAAUGGGGACUCAAGCCUGAGCCACGCACCCUGAAGGAAAUGGGCAAACAACCCUCUCCUACCAAAGAUUACACUACCGUGCCCGUGUAUGGGGGGGAGUAA